This is a messenger RNA of Alnus glutinosa, 971 nucleotides long. Its product is annotated as cysteine-rich repeat secretory protein 38-like. The record is from RefSeq and is a predicted model, not a curated record. The coding region runs from base 32 to 748 and encodes 238 amino acids. The transcript has a single exon. NCBI's taxonomy places the organism in Eukaryota, Viridiplantae, Streptophyta, Magnoliopsida, Fagales, Betulaceae.
AUCCAAAGAACAUCCCCAUUUCCUACCGAAAAUGUCUUCCUUCUCCAUCUAUCUGCUAACAUUUGCUCUCCUUCUCCAAACCAUUUAUGGAGCCAACCCUCUCAACCAUAUCUGUUCAAACCCUGAGAACUUCACCACCAAUGACCCUUAUGAUUCAAACCUAAGAAAGCUCAUGGGUAAUCUUUACUACCAGACCCCUCCCCAGGGCUUUGCUCUUGGUUCAGUGGGUCGGGAUCCCUACAAAACUUACGGGCUUGCUCUUUGUCGUGGUGACGUUGAAGCCACAGACUGUAGGACUUGCGUUAACGAGGCCAGCAGCGAAAUUCACAAACGCUGCCCAUAUAAUAAAGGUGCGAUUAUAUGGUACGAUCAUUGUCUUUUGAAGUACCUCAACACUGAUUUCCUUCGCCAGAUUGAUAAUCAGAACAAGUUCUACAUGUGGAACGUGCGAAAUGUCAGCGAGCCCACAACAUUUAACCAAAAGACAAGGGAGUUGUUGAGCCUACUGGCCAAAGAAGCAUCUGAGACUCCAAAACUGUAUUCAUUUGGAGAGGUAGAGCUCGAAGAAUCAAAGAAGAUCUAUGGCCUGGCCCAAUGCACAAGGGACCUUUCUAGCAGUGACUGCCUCAAGUGUCUCGAUGGUAUAAUUGGUGAACUUCCUCGUUGCUGUGAUGGGAAAGAAGGAGGAAGAGUUGUCGGUGGGAGUUGCAACAUAGGAUAUGAGAUUUACCCCUUCAAGAAUACAUAAGAUAAUAUAAGUCUUCUAAAGUUUUUUUUUUUUUUUUUUUUCUGAUGAAUAAGUGUUCAAAGACCAUCGUCUAUACAUUAUAAACAAAAAUAAAGUCUUUGUAAGAACAAGUUUAUGAAUCUCCCUUUUGGAGGGAUGCAGUAUCACCUCCUUUGUCUAUGUUGCAUGUUUGAGGUUUCGAUCAUCAGCAUGUUGUUGAAUAAAAAUUCCUUUUGUUUCUUAA